Fusarium pseudograminearum CS3096 is the source of this 4128-nucleotide messenger RNA. RefSeq lists its product as uncharacterized. Gene Ontology annotation, cellular component: cytoplasm; mitochondrion. The transcript is spliced from 10 exons. Lineage: Eukaryota; Fungi; Ascomycota; Sordariomycetes; Hypocreales; Nectriaceae. Bases 1 to 4128 code for a protein of 1375 amino acids. Gene Ontology annotation, biological process: arginyl-tRNA aminoacylation; mitochondrial translation. The record is from RefSeq and is a predicted model, not a curated record. Gene Ontology annotation, molecular function: ATP binding; arginine-tRNA ligase activity.
AUGAUGGAUGGGAUUCUCGUUAAACAGACAUCAGGGCGAAAAAAGGCAGAAAAAGUCAAUGGUCUUGUUGAUCACUCCGGUCGGAUACCAUUAUUGAGGCCUUCUACACUCUCCAUCAUUGAUCGUAUGCCUUUUGCCUUUUCUUUUGGUUGCUCUGGAAGUCAAACAGCUGAUGAGUCUGAAGUUGCUGCGCCUCUCUUCUAUCCGCAAAUUCCAAUAGUUGACAUAGCACCCCGGAGAAAGGUGGUUUGGGUGUGGAUUUGUUGCGUGUGUGGUUAUGGAGGUAUGAAGGUCUCUGUCGAUCCUUGUCCCAACUGCUGCAACCCACGCUGUCCGAAUUGUGAUACUCGACGAAUCAAUACUCGCUCUCAUAAAGACUCUCAUUUUCAAAGAGGCUCUUUAUCACCUGGAAACGUUGAAGCCGAGACCGGACCAGCAUCCGAGCUGGACCUCCUACCUGUAGUACACAAUGGCCCUCCCGGAGUCCCAUCCAGGUACUUUGACUGGGUAGUCACAGCCACUUCAGUUAUAUGGACUGAACAAGAUGAAUGGAAGAAACAAUACAGGAUGGUCAAGUACUCAGCUUCAGAGCAUAACAGACCCUUCACCGAGAUGCUGAGAGAAAGGAAUGGCUAUGAUUGCCCAGAGAUCUCGUUUGUGAUGGACAGACAUCCGUCAACUCGUGGCGAACGCGAAACAUUAUGUGUUGAAGCUUUCUGCCAGGGUGCUGAUUUGGUUCUUGAUGGAAUUGACCCGAAUGAACUUUUAGGCCAUCAGUUAGCAAAUGUGGACGAGCCCAGAGCCUGGAUAUCGGAUCGAAACUACUGGCUUCUCAUAGAUACUGGCGCCGAGAAUCCCCUGUAUGAGAAUGUAUUAGGUCGUCUUGAGUUUUACAAGGUUUUACAGAACGAGCGGUUUCGUGAGGGUCCAUCAGGAGAGAUGAUUGGUCCCAUACGACAUCUUCCAACUCCAAGCAUCAAAUUGAAAUUAUCUGACUUCUGGAACACAAGCUACGUUAUCAGCUUCACUUUGCCAUUUUAUGCGAUUGGUCUCAGUGGAAGACAAGACAAACGUACGCUUCAUGACCCGGAACGCAAGUUCCGCGCUCGCUACCUCUUGGAUUCUUUGAAUAUACAGGAACUACGUCCACUUCUAGGACACUCAGAAGAUUCAUGCCUAGAGGGGAAACUCGUACUACACGAGGGGGUGUAUUCGUUCGCCACGACCGGUGUGACUGAGGAGCAUUGGACAGCAUACUGCUUUGAUGAUGACUUUUUCGAGAGUGAACCGCGACUAUUAGAGGAGGGAGAAGAACUCGAGAGCUCGGAAGGGUUUGUUGACCCGAUUAUAGUCGAGGUUGAGGUGAAGGACACAGCAACCCAGUGGCGUCCAAGGCAAUAUUCGCUUGUUGCUUUGGCGAUUCAACUCGACAAGAUCCAUGGACAUCACGCACGUAUACAUGAUGUGUUCAAACACAGUCUGGACUCCUAUACACCCAGUGCCAGAUACGGCCCCAGCAAGAACCUCAACCCCUCGAACAAACAAGACUGGAAACAGUUCCCUGAACUAUUAAGUAAGGUGAUAUUCUAUAAUACCAAGAUCAUCGAAGAAGUCGAGAACUUCCUGGAGAAUGAUAUCCAGUUGAGCCCAGUCAGCGUUCCUCAAGGGGAGCUCUGGCAGAGCCUACGAAGUGACGUCAAAGCUCUAAAGGCUUUACGUGCAAUCGAGGGAAUACUCAAAGAGCUGAAAGAUAUUGGAGACAAACUUGAGGAGACAAAGAGAUCGUUCAAGGAACUCAGGCGUGAAAAGAAGCUCGACCGUGCAGAUGAGCAGCAAAUUAGAGAAGAACGAUCAAAGGAGCUCGCAGUUGCAGCAGUUGUAAUUAUGCCUCUCUUGUCCCUAGAUGAAAGCAAGGCUAACAUGACACAGGCCUUUGCCAUCCUGUCCCUGAUCGCUCAAGUUUAUAGCGGCAAACCACAGAAAGGCGACGAAGCAUCAUGGCCCGGAUACCUCUUUCUCGUGGCAUCUUUUAUUGUCAUAUGUGCAGCAGGCAUAUUAUACAUGCUACGAAAACAUGUUGCUCUUCAUGGUAAAGCGCUCUUGGCAAAGCUUAAUGGAUUCCUGACGACAACGGGGCUUGAUCGACGAUAUAAUAACAUGAACUCACCAUCUGACUCACUUCUCUCUUCUCUCAACACCAUCACGGAAACCAUCGUGGCUAUGGCAGUGACAACUUGUUCUGUCAGUGGAAUCGAGACCCUUCUGGGAAAGGCAGGGCUGGACACACCUAUCCCAGAAUACCCAGGUGCAGACAUUGUGCACAAUCCGCAGGAUAUAUUCCGAGUUUACCUCGCCGAAACUAUCCAGAAACUCACCAAUUGCGAUAGGCUGGUUGCCUAUGAUGCUAUCCAAACAUCCAAUGUUACGGGAAUGGGGGACCUUGUGGUCGUUGCCCCAAGACUGAGACUUAAGGACGUCAAUAACGAAGACCUCGCCAAGGACCUUCUUCAAAAGUUACCAAGACUACCCCCUUUUGGAUGUCCCAUUCGGGAUGGUAUCCGUCUCCAAGUCUUCUUCUCACCAAACACGCUGUCUCGACUUUCGCUAUCUUAUAUCAGUGAUAGAAAUGAAUCGUACGGAUAUGACACGUCUUUAGGACUUACUGAUCCGGCUGUACCUGACGGACAAAAGAAGAAAGUCAUUGUAGAGUACUCAUCCCCCAACAUGGCGAGCGAGUUUCAAGUAUCACACUUGCGCAGCACGCUUUUAGGCCCCUAUGUGGCAAACAUUCAUGCCCGUAUGGGCUGUGACGUUGUUAGAAUGAAUUACUUGGGAGAUUGGGGAAAACAAAUUGGCCUCCUUGCUGCCGGUUGGCAGCGCUUCGGCUCAGAGGAUGAGUUUGCGAAGCAGCCUCUUCGUCAUCUCCUUCAAGUGAAGCACAAAAUCGAAGAGUUAUUCAAGCCAGAAGUGGAGAAGUGCAAGGCUAUGAAAGCGAACGACCAAGACACUUCGGAGAUUGAAUCACAAGGGUUGUAUGCCGAGCGAGAUGAUUUCUUCAAGAAGAUGGAGGACAAGGACCCGGAAGCCAUUGCAUUGUGGCAACGCUUCAGAGACGCUACUGUAAAAGAUUUGGCAGACUCAUACGCACGACUUGGGGUAACGUUUGAUGAGUAUUCUGGAGAAUCACAGGUUACUUCCGAGUCCGUUGCUGAGGUGGAACAAGCUUUGAAAGAGAAGGGGGUUUAUGAAGAGCACGAUGAUUCCUGGCAAAUCGACUUUUCGAAACAUGAGGCAAAGGGGUUAUCCAUCGCGGUAUUGCGAUACAGAAAUGGAACCACCUCGUAUCUGUUGCGCGAUGUUGCUGCAGUUCUCGACCGAUUCAAGGCACACUCAUUCGACAAAAUGAUCUAUGUUGCCGCGAUGGAGCAAGAGAUGCAUUUCAACCGAGUCAUCAAGACACUAAAGCUCAUGGAUCGUCAGGAUCUUGCCGACCGCAUCCAACACACAUCUUUUGCCAAGAUCAAUAGCCUUCCAGAGGAGUUGAAAGGUGCAGAGCUGUUGAGUGAUUACCUUGACGGUUGCCGGUCCAUGGUACAGGCUGACCUCGAAGAGGAAGACGAGGAAGUGUCCCAUGUUGACAGUUCGGAGAGGUCAGUGGAUAUACUUGGUCUUGCUGGCCUGUUUGUUCAGGAUCAUUACCACAAGCGCAACACAUCUUACACAAGCGACGCGAAAAAGAUGGCACCCCUUGAAGGAGAAACAGGGGCGGCUAUUCAAAACUGUUAUGCCAGACUCUUGAAGAAAUUAGGACCGGAACCCGCCACCUUCGACUACACAACCCUAGACUACACCUCAUUAGAAUCAGAGGACUAUGCCGAACUAUUGCGCAUACUUCUGCAAUACCCAGAUGCAGCACAUGGGUCGUUCAGGUCACUCGAGCCAUCUUUUAUAGUCGUUUACCUGCUGCGCCUAGUUGAUCAACUAAUGGUCACUCUCGAUGAUGACGAUAAGAAAGAUUGGGCCGGCCAAGAAUCUGCGAGCGAAGCAAGACUUGCACUCUACGAGAAUGCAAGGCAGGUUUUUGAGAAUGCGCUGAAGCUCCUAGGUGUCACCCCUUGGAACCUUUGA